UGAUAUGAUAUCUAUAUUAUAAUAUUUAGGACUAUGAUAUGAUUCGGUAUUUUGUGAGGACACUUCUUCAGUUCCAGUUUUUAGAGAGUCUUUGUCAGGAGUCAGGUCAUACUGGUCCCCUUCAUAGAUGUGAUUUCUCUGGUUCUGUUGCUGCUGGAGCAAAACUUACAGAAAUGUUAAACCUUGGAGCUUCUGUACCCUGGCCCAAGGCAUUGAAGAAAUUGACCGGUACAGAGAAAAUGUCUACAAAACCCAUUUUGGAGUUUUUCCAGCCCCUUCAGGAAUGGCUUAAGGAAGAAAAUAUGAAGAAUGGAGACAGGGUUGGAUGGAACUAAGUAGCUGUAAAGAAAAUGUUUUCAGGGGUGUAUAUUUUCUAGAAAAAAAUCCGUUCACCCUCCUUUCUUUGUUUGUUCUUAUUUAUCAUAGAGAGGAAAAACAUGAUUUAGUUUCAAAUUUUAUUUCUUUUCAUCAAAGAAAAUAUAUGUCCCUGGACUUUGGAUGUUAAUUCAUGAGAAUAUAUACCCCUGGACUUUGGAUGUUAAUUCAUGAGAAUAUAUGUCCCUGGACUUUGGAUGUUAAUUCAUGAGAAUAUAUAUCCCUGAACUUUGGAUGUUAAUUCAUGAGAAUAUAUACCCCUGGACUUUG
Messenger RNA from Eurytemora carolleeae, 645 nucleotides. RefSeq names its product angiotensin-converting enzyme 2. Gene Ontology annotation, cellular component: plasma membrane. Gene Ontology annotation, molecular function: metallopeptidase activity; peptidyl-dipeptidase activity. The transcript has 5 exons. NCBI's taxonomy places the organism in Eukaryota, Metazoa, Arthropoda, Copepoda, Calanoida, Temoridae. The record is from RefSeq and is a predicted model, not a curated record. The coding region runs from base 39 to 335 and encodes 98 amino acids. Gene Ontology annotation, biological process: proteolysis.